CUCUAUAAUAAUAUAUACACAUCUGAGAUCACCCACGUAUCCCUUCAGAAAUGACUGCCUUCGACUGCUGUGUCUAUCUGCCUGCGUGUUUAUUCCUUCUUUAACAGAAAGCAGGACACCUGGUGAUUGAAAUGGGUGAAUGGGAUCUGCUGGGCCACUUGCUGGAUAAAGUGCAGAGCCACUCCACCGUGAUCGGCAAAGUGUGGCUCACGGUGCUCUUUAUUUUCCGCAUCAUGGUCCUGCAAAAUGGUGCUGAGAAGGUUUGGGGAGACGAACAGUCUGACUUUGUGUGCAACACUCAGCAACCCGGCUGUGAGAACGUCUGCUAUGACCUGGCCUUCCCCAUCUCUCAUGUGCGCUUUUGGAUUCUUCAGAUUAUUGCAAUAGCGACUCCAAAGCUGUUAUAUCUUGGUCACGUCCUUCAUGUUAUCCACGUCGAAAAGAAGAUGAAGGAAAGGAUGAAGAAGCAGGAAGAGCUGGAUGACCAAACCAAUCUGCUCCUUAGGAGGGCCUAUAAAGUUCCCAAGUACACCAAAAACAGUGGCAAGAUCAGCAUCCGUGGCUGCCUCCUGCGCAGUUACGUCCUCCAUCUCCUGGCCAAGAUUGUCCUCGAGGUUCUGUUUAUCGUGGGUCAGUACCUUCUCUAUGGUUUCUCCCUACAGACGCGCUAUGUCUGCACCCGCUUCCCCUGCCCGCACAAGGUGGACUGUUUCCUGUCCAGACCCACAGAGAAGUCGGUCAUCAUCUGGUUCAUGCUGGUGGCGGCUUGUGUCUCCCUUGUCCUCAGCCUGGUGGAGCUGUUCUAUCUGUGUGUGAAAGCUGUGAAGGAAUGCAUGGCGAGGAGACAGGACUACACUGUGACCCCAGUGACUCCUCCACCCUCAGAAAGGAAGGCUUUUAAAAACCGGGACGAGAUGAUUCAGAAUUAUGUCAACCUGGAGCUGGAGCUGCAAGGACGAAAGUUAGGGGUGAACGGUAUCACAGGUGGAGUCAGUGAGGCUCCUAGAAAUGGAUCACCUGAGAACAACAACAUGGGGGAGAUCCACAUCUGACGUAUAAGCCCAGCAAUAGGUUGUAUAUGCCAACGCAUACAAACACUGUGGCUCCUGACAGUAUUUGUAUGCUCUGGAGGCUUUGGAGACGUGUGUUUGUGUGUGCACUAAAUAGAGCAGGUGGGAGGGAAACGGCCAGCUUCUGCAAACAAGACUCUGUCACAUGCAAAGGGCUGCAGAAAAUGACAUUUUUUUCACAAUAGUCAGCUGGAGUUUACUGUUAAUAGAUUACAUGAUUACAGUGAACUGCUUUCCACUUUUGAUACCUUUAAUAAUGUUUAAUACUGAUUCAAUAAACUUUCAAUAAAUACUCA
Molecule: messenger RNA, 1366 nt
Organism: Pelmatolapia mariae (spotted tilapia)
Lineage: Eukaryota; Metazoa; Chordata; Actinopteri; Cichliformes; Cichlidae
Product: gap junction Cx32.7 protein-like
Exons: 3
Coding region: 132-1052 (306 amino acids)
Biological process (GO): cell-cell signaling
Cellular component (GO): connexin complex
Molecular function (GO): gap junction channel activity
Source: RefSeq, a predicted model, not a curated record